AUCCUUUCCGUCUCUCUCGCCGCCGCUCUCCAUGGAUUCCCAUCCUCUGCUGGAUGCUAUCAAGCUGAAGAUCGUCGGUUACAACGAUGCGCUUUAUCAAGAUACUGUAAAAAGAGUAAGAGCUGACCUAUUCAAUCUCUGCAAAAAGGUAAUACUGGACGAGGCAAUAGAAGCAGUGAAACAGCGUGGUCUGGACCCAGACCGUAGCCAUUUUCGUUCUGCACCUGAGCCGGAAAUGCUGUCAGAGGGCCUCCGAUUUGCAGGAAAGGUGGUCACUGAAAUGGUGAAGAGAGGUACUGUUUCCCAGAGGUUCAAAGAUAGAUUCGUUGGGGACUACAGGAGGUUCAUGAUUCGCAACAAUGAUCAGUUUGCCAUCUUCCAGCGAGAAUUCAACGGGCUUCAUACUUAUCUCCAGGGCGAGCCCAUCUUUGAUGCCGAGGGCACCAAUUUCACCUUUGAACCUACUUUAACGAGUUGCGAUGCUUUGCUGACCAGGGCAAUGAGUGAGGACUACAAGGCAUUAGUGAAUAGUCUAACUUAUCUCAGGCACGCCAUCGAGCGUGGUGAUGUACCGAGGAUGGUAACUAAAUCCCAGGCUGUCAAGGAUGUUGCUGAUGAAAUGUCCCGAGAGUUUACAACCUUAGGCAGGCUUACGGGGAUCAUGGGCUAGUGGCUUUUCUUCCUUCCGUUUUGCUAUGGGCUUCAAAUCCUAGUUGAUUUUCCCUUCGUAUCUUCGACGUUUCAAAUCUCUAAAAACUAAACAGAUCGACAAUGCCCAUUUGUAAAGCUAGCAAUGGGGUCUUAAGCUAUUUUCCUCCACCCUUUCAACUGUGGGCUAUUUUGUUAUGAAUAUAGCAUAUAUCUUGAUACUUGUUAUAGUAGGUUUCUCCAACCUAUGAGAAUGUCCUUGAUGCUUCGGUGUGUCAUGGUUUGUUCCCUACAUUAUAUUGUUACUUGCAUAUUGCUUGGGUGGCACUUGGUUGCUAUUGGACAAGUCACAGAGUCGGUAUGCAUAGCGAUGAUUUUUGAAGCAAUUCCGGUAUGUUUGGCUGUCCUUGGAGACCUUAGCGUUUGGCCGCGGUUUUGUAGUAUGCCAUGUAGAGGAUCGUGUUUUAUCACGAUCGCAACCCUAGUUGCAUGUUGAAAGGGUGGUUGUGUUAUGCAAUUUAUUUAUAUUUUAUUUAACUAGGAUUGAUUGUUAGUUAGACGUGG
Linum tenue is the source of this 1212-nucleotide messenger RNA. Lineage: Eukaryota; Viridiplantae; Streptophyta; Magnoliopsida; Malpighiales; Linaceae. The record is from the annotation of a GenBank genome assembly.